Molecule: messenger RNA, 864 nt
Organism: Lactuca sativa (garden lettuce)
Lineage: Eukaryota; Viridiplantae; Streptophyta; Magnoliopsida; Asterales; Asteraceae
Product: retrovirus-related Pol polyprotein from transposon TNT 1-94
Source: RefSeq, a predicted model, not a curated record
AUGGCAAUCCAUGAACCAAACAUGGAAUACUGGCCAACUUCUGAUGACGAAGCUGACAAUGAACCAACACAAUCAAACUUCUGCUUCGUAGCUGGUGUUGACAUACCUUCAAGAGCUCCCAACAUCAUAGAACAGGUACUUAAUGCUGGAGAACCUAAUGAUGAUACAUGGUAUAUUGAUAGUGGCUGCUCCAAGCAUAUGACAGGAAAUCGGAACUACUUACGUGACUUCAAACCUAUACAAACCAAUCAAGAUGUUACCUUCGGCAACAACAUGAAAGCAAAAAUCAUAGGUUAUGGAAACAUAACAAAUGGUAAUUUUACCAUAAAGAAAGUUGCCUUCGUCGAUGACCUGAAACACAACCUCAUCAGUGUUUCUCAACUGUGUGAUAACAAUCUUGAAGUUCUUUUCACCAAACAACGAAGCUUGAUCAUGGACGCCAAAACCAAAGAUGUUAUAGUUGAUUCUGACUGUGCUGGAAAUAUGUAUCCACUUGACAUGGAUCUUAUCUAUGGUAAACCUGAUAUAUGUCUGCUAUCUAAAGCCCCAGCAUAUAUUAGUUGGUUAUGGCACCGCCGCCUUUCCCAUCUAAACUUUGGGUACAUCAACAAAUUAAUCGGCGAUGAUCUUGUUCGAGGGCUACCACUUCUGAAGCUUGAUAACGAAACUCUUUGUGCCGCAUGUGAAAAAGGAAAACUUUCCAAAUCCACUCACAAAAGCAUCUCAGAAUCUAGCAUAUCCGAACCACUAGAUUUGUUGCACAUAGACCUUUGUGGCCCUGCCAAAACCCAAACCAUACAAGGGAAGAAGUACAUUCUUGUUGUCGUUGAUGGUUUUCGUGGUUUACUUGGGUCUUUUUCUUAA